Molecule: messenger RNA, 9464 nt
Organism: Perognathus longimembris pacificus (Pacific pocket mouse)
Lineage: Eukaryota; Metazoa; Chordata; Mammalia; Rodentia; Heteromyidae
Gene: Ttc28
Product: tetratricopeptide repeat domain 28
Exons: 22
Coding region: 1352-8341 (2329 amino acids)
Molecular function (GO): protein binding
Source: RefSeq, a predicted model, not a curated record
CUGGCUUUGAACCUUGACCCUCAGAUCUCACCACCUAAAUAGCUUGGAUUAUAAGCAUGAGCUACCAGUGCAAGCACUACAAUAUUAUUUUUAUGGUAUAAAAGUAGCACUAACAAGACACGAUGGUAGGUGCCUGUAGUUCCAGCUACUUAGGAGGAUGAGGUCGGAGGAUAGCUUGAGCCUACAAGUCCAAGAACAGCUUGAGCAACAUAGCUAGCUAGCACUAAGUUUGAUGAAGCAAAUACAAUUUAUACUUAAGUUCAUUGGGGGCAAGAGUCUUGAUUAAGAUUUCUUAUCUUGUUAGAUACCUUGAAUCUUUUCUUCAAAUUAGAUUUUUUGGUAGCCUUUUUGGCCUAGAGUCUGUUCCUUUCCCCCUUUUCUCUCCAUAUAACUCACAGAUCUCCUUAUGUCUUUUGAGAAGGUUUCCUGACUUUGUAGAUGACUUUAGGCUGUUUCCUUUGGAGCCCUUGGGUGUCUCUGGAAUUGUAGCUUUCCUUUCUUCGGUGGAGCAGAUCACAAGUCGUGGCACUAAGACCCAGAAGCUGUGUGCUCUGUGUGGCUGGAGCUGGGCAGGCACUGCUUGCACUGAAGGGAAGGAAGUCAUUAGUGCAGACUGAGCUGUGGAGUUGGGUUCUUGCAGGAUUUCCUUCUAGCCUUUCCCCACUAAGGUUCUUGGGAAUUAAAAGAAAAAAAUCCAAACACACAAACCAAGUUUUUCUAUUUACAGGGCUCAGGGAACAUAGAUAUUCGGGAAGGAAAGAUCCUUUCCCCCAAGUUAUCCAAGAAGCAAAGAGAAAACAGCGUAAAGAAGCUCUGAUUACAGAUUUGUGGAAUUUCUUUGCUAAAUUUUAUAAACAAGAAAUCCACUCAGAAUUUUGGGAAUUGCUCCAGGCUGCGCAAGAGGGUUUGAUUGCUUGUCUAAUCUUUUUUUGAGAAGAGGAGAAUUCGCUGAAAGGGGUUUGGAUGGCAGGAGCCCGGAUGGGUUUCCGUCGCAGCGUGCGUUCUUGGUCUCGGUCUCCGUCUCUGCUGUGAGAGAGGGUCUGAGGACGGACGGACAGACAGCUCCGAGACUCUGUUGUGGACUCCGGGUUUCUCUUGUGGGCGCCAGGGAGAGAAAAUGCCCCGCGGCCGGAGUCCGUGGACGGCUGCCGGGGCGUCCUAGCCCAGGCUCAGGGACGCUUUCACUGCGCAGUCAGCAGCACGAAGACUGGACCGCGGGCUUGCUCCUUUCUCGGGGACAUGGGGAAGCCAUAGGGGCCGGGAGGCGGCAGGACAGGCGGCCGCCGCUGCCCCGCGUCCACCCCGAGCCCCUAGUCGGCGCCUUGAUGCUCCUCGCCCCGGCGGUACAAAUAUGAUGAAAUGGCAGCCCCGGAAGAAGGCAUACUUCCGACAGGGUGUUGCCCUCCAGUACCUUGGACGUCAUGCCGAUGCCCUGGCGGCCUUUGCAUCCGGACUGGCUCAAGACCCAAAAAGUCUCCAGCUUCUUGUGGGGAUGGUAGAAGCCGCCAUGAAGUCUCCUAUGAGAGAUUCCCUGGAGCCCACUUAUCAGCAGCUUCAGAAGAUGAAACUGGACAAGAGUCCCUUUGUGGUUGUGUCUGUAGUAGGGCAGGAACUCCUGACAGCUGGCCACCACAGCGCCUCAGUGGUUGUCUUAGAAGCUGCUCUGAAAAUUGGCACCUGCAGCCUCAAGCUGAGAGGCUCUGUCUUCUCUGCCCUGAGCAGCGCUUACUGGUCCCUUGGAAACACAGAGAAGAGCACUGGGUACAUGCAGCAGGACUUGGAUGUGGCCAAGACUUUAGGUGACCAGACAGGAGAAUGCCGAGCUCAUGGGAAUCUGGGCUCUGCAUUCUUCUCCAAAGGAAACUACCGAGAGGCUCUCACGAACCACAGGCAUCAGUUGGUGCUUGCCAUGAAGCUCAAGGACCGGGAGGCAGCUUCGUCAGCCCUAAGCAGUCUGGGCCAUGUGUACACAGCCAUUGGAGACUAUCCUAAUGCCCUGGCCAGUCACAAACAGUGUGUUCUUCUCGCCAAGCAAUCCAAAGAUGAACUUUCUGAAGCCCGAGAACUUGGCAACAUGGGAGCCGUGUAUAUUGCCAUGGGAGACUUUGAGAAUGCUGUGCAGUGCCAUGAACAGCACCUGAAGAUAGCCAAGGACCUGGGAAAUAAGCGAGAGGAGGCCCGUGCCUAUAGCAACCUGGGCAGUGCCUACCACUACCGGAGGAACUUUGACAAGGCCAUGUCUUAUCACAACUAUGUGCUUGAGCUGGCACAGGAGUUGAUGGAGAAGGCCAUUGAGAUGCGGGCCUAUGCCGGCCUGGGCCAUGCUGCCAGGUGCAUGCAGGACCUCGAGAGGGCAAGGCAGUACCAUGAGCAGCAGCUAGGCAUCGCUGAGGACCUCAAGGACCGGGCUGCAGAAGGGCGCGCAUCCUCCAAUCUGGGUAUCAUCUACCAGAUGAAGGGCGAUUAUGAUGCUGCCCUGAAGCUCCACAAGACACACCUGUGCAUCGCACAAGAGCUGAGCGACUAUGCUGCCCAGGGCCGUGCCUACGGGAACAUGGGCAAUGCCUAUAAUGCCCUGGGCAUGUAUGACCAGGCCGUGAAGUACCACCGACAGGAGCUGCAGAUCUCCAUGGAGGUGAACGAUCGCGCCUCACAGGCUUCCACACAUGGCAACCUGGCCGUGGCCUACCAGGCCCUGGGUGCCCAUGACCGAGCCCUACAGCACUAUCAGAACCACUUGAACAUUGCUCGGGAGCUGCGAGACAUCCAGAGUGAGGCCCGGGCCCUCAGCAACCUGGGAAACUUCCACUGCUCUAGAGGGGAAUAUGUCCAGGCGGCCCCCUAUUAUGAGCAAUAUCUCCGGCUGGCUCCUGACCUUCAGGAUAUGGAAGGAGAGGGGAAGGUCUGCCACAACCUUGGCUAUGCCCAUUACUGCCUUGGAAACUACCAGGAGGCAGUGAAAUACUAUGAACAGGACCUGGCACUGGCCAAAGACCUUCAUGACAAAUUGAGCCAAGCCAAAGCCUACUGCAACCUGGGCCUGGCGUUCAAAGCUCUGCUGAAUUUCACCAAAGCUGAGGAGUGUCAGAAGUACCUGCUGUCCCUAGCCCAGUCCUUGAAUAAUUCCCAGGCUAAAUUUCGAGCCUUAGGGAACCUGGGCGAUAUAUUCAUCUGUAAAAAAGAUAUAAAUGGUGCAAUAAAAUUCUAUGAGCAACAGUUGGGUCUAGCUCACCAUGUGAAGGACAGAAGGCUAGAGGCCAGUGCAUAUGCUGCCCUAGGCACUGCUUACCGGAUGGUCCAGAAGUAUGACAAAGCCUUGGGUUAUCACACACAGGAACUGGAGGUCUAUCAGGAGCUGGGAGACUUGACAGGGGAGUGCCGGGCUCAUGGGCACCUGGCUGCUGUCUACAUGGCCCUUGGGAAAUACACAAUGGCGUUCAAGUGUUAUGAAGAGCAGCUGGAUCUGGGGCAGAAGCUAAAAGACCCGAGCCUAGAGGCCCAGGUCUACGGCAACAUGGGCAUCACGAAGAUGAACAUGAAUGUGAUGGAGGAUGCCAUUGGCUACUUCGAGCAGCAGCUGGCCAUGUUACAGCAGCUCAGUGGGAAUGAGUCAGUGCUGGACAGGGGCCGAGCCUAUGGCAACCUAGGGGAUUGCUACGAGGCCCUGGGGGACUAUGAAGAAGCCAUCAAGUACUAUGAGCAGUAUCUCUCUGUGGCCCAGAGUCUGAAUCGCAUGCAAGACCAAGCCAAGGCUUACCGGGGUCUAGGGAACGGACACAGGGCAAUGGGGAGCUUGCAGCAAGCCCUCGUGUGCUUCGAGAAGAGGCUUGUGGUCACCCAUGAGCUUGGGGAGGCCUUCAAUAAAGCCCAGGCCUAUGGAGAGCUGGGCAGCCUGCACAGCCAAUUAGGGAAUUAUGAACAAGCCAUUUCCUGCCUUGAACGUCAACUGAACAUUGCGAGAGAGAUGAAGGACCGAGCCCUGGAGAGUGAUGCGGCCUGUGGCCUGGGCAAUGUCUAUCAGCAGAUGGGAGAGUAUGACACAGCCCUGCAGUACCACCAGCUUGACCUACAGAUAGCAGAGGAAACCAACAACCCCACGUGCCAGGGCCGAGCCUAUGGGAACCUGGGCCUGACCUAUGAGUCUCUGGGCACCUUUGAGAGGGCUGUGGUCUAUCAAGAGCAACACCUGAGCAUCGCCGCACAGAUGAAUGACUUGGUGGCCAAGACAGUGUCCUAUAGCAGCCUCGGAAGGACCCACCAUGCCUUGCAGAACUAUUCCCAGGCAGUCAUGUACCUGCAGGAAGGUUUAAGGUUAGCUGAACAACUGGGCAGAAGAGAAGACGAGGCAAAAAUUCGCCAUGGUCUUGGGCUAUCCCUUUGGGCUAGCGGAAACCUAGAAGAGGCCCAACACCAGCUGUACAGAGCAUCCGCUUUGUUUGAAACCAUCCGGCAUGAGGCACAGCUGAGCACCGACUACAAACUCUCCCUGUUUGACCUACAGACAUCAUCCUACCAGGCUCUGCAGCGGGUGCUCGUCAGCCUAGGCCACCAUGAUGAAGCCCUGGCUGUGGCGGAAAGAGGUCGGACAAGGGCGUUCGCUGAUCUUCUGGUGGAACGACAGACAGGACAACAGGAGUCAGACCCCUACUCCCCAGUCACCAUUGACCAGAUCUUAGAGAUGGUUAACGGACAGCGGGGCCUAGUGUUGUACUACUCCCUAGCUGCAGGCUACCUGUACAGCUGGCUGCUUGCUCCUGGGGCAGGAAUUCUGAAGUUUCAUGAACACUACCUGGGUGAUAACGUGGCAGAAAACCCCAGUGACUUCCAGGCAGGCAGCAGUGGGACCCUUCCACCAGCCACCAGCUCAGCCCUGGAGCAUCACAUCACCAAUGUCCGUGAGGCCCUCGGGGUAGAGUCCUACUACUCCAGGGCCUGUGCUAGCAGUGAGACGGAGAGUGAGGCUGGAGACAUCAUGGACCAGCAGUUCGAAGAGAUGAUCAACAAGCUCAACUCAGUGACCGACCCCACUGGCUUCCUGCGCAUGGUGCGGCGCAACAACCUCUACAACAGGAGCUGCCAGAGCAUGACAAGCCUGUUCAGCAACGCCCUGCUGCCCAACAAGGACGGGGCCUCCUCUCUCCCCAGGAGGCAGAGCUCGCUGGCUAAGCCCCCACUCCGUGUCCUCUACGAUCUGCUCAUCGCACCCAUGGAAGGGGGCCUGAUGCACUCGAGUGGCCCCGUGGGCCGGCACCGGCAGUUGGUCCUGGUCCUGGAGGGGGAGCUCUACCUCAUCCCCUUCGCCCUCCUCAAGGGCAGUGCCUCCAACGAGUACCUGUAUGAGCGCUUUGCUCUCAUUGCUGUGCCCGCCAUCCGCUCGCUGGGGCCUCAGUCCAAGUGCCACCUGAGGAAGACCCCGCCCACCUACUCCAGCUCCACCUCCAUGGCCGCCGUCAUCGGCAACCCCAAGCUCCCGUCGGCUGUGAUGGACCGGUGGCUGUGGGGGCCCAUGCCCUCCGCAGAGGAGGAGGUCUACAUGGUAUCCGAGCUGCUGGGCUGUCAGCCCCUGGUGGGGAGCGUGGCCACCAAGGAGAGGGUCAUGAGCGCUCUCACCCAGGCUGAGUGUGUCCACUUUGCCACCCACAUCUCCUGGAAACUCUCGGCCUUGGUGCUCACGCCCAGCGGGGACAGCAACCCUGCCAGUAGCAAGAGCUCCUUCGGCCACCCGUACACCAUCCCUGAGUCCCUGCGUAUGCAGGACGACGCCAGCGAUGCUGAGAGCAUCUCGGACUGCCCGCCCCUGCGGGAGCUGCUGCUCACGGCCGCCGACCUCCUGGACCUGCGGCUGCCGGUGAAGCUGGUGGUGCUCGGCUCCCCACAGGAGGCCAAUGGGCGCAUCACGGCCGAUGGGGUGGUGGCACUGACACGGGCCUUCCUGGCAGCUGGCGCACAGUGUGUCCUGGUGGCUCUGUGGCCAGUGCCUGUGGCUGCUUCCAAGAUGUUCAUCCAUGCCUUCUACUCCUCUCUGCUGAAUGGCCUGAAGGCCAGCACGGCCCUGGGCGAGGCCAUGAAGGUGGUGCAGAGCAGCAAGGCCUUCUCCCACCCCUCCAACUGGGCAGGCUUCAUGCUCAUUGGGAGCGAUGUGAAGCUGAACAGCCCCUCUUCACUCAUCGGCCAAGCGCUCACAGAGAUCCUGCAGCACCCGGAGCGGGCCCGGGAUGCCCUGCGCGUGCUGCUGCACUUGGUGGAGAAGUCCCUGCAGCGUAUCCAGAAUGGGCAGCACAACGCCAUGUACACAUCCCAGCAGAGCGUGGAGAACAAAGUGGGUGCCAUCCCUGGAUGGCAGACCCUUCUCACUGCCGUGGGCUUCCGGCUUGACCCCCCGGCCAGCGGCCUGCCAGCAGCCGUCUUCUUCCCAACCUCAGACCCAGGCGAAAGGUUGCAGCAGUGUAGCAGCACCCUCCAGGCCCUGCUGGGUCUGCCCACUCCUGCCCUCCACGCCCUGUGCAAGCUCAUCACAGCCUCGGAGACAGGCGAGCAGCUCAUCAGCCGGGCUGUUAAAAAUAUGGUGGGAAUGCUUCACCAGGUGCUGGUCCAGCUUCAGGCCGGGGAGAAGGAGCAAGAUUUCACAUCAGCACCCAUUCAAGUGUCCAUCAGUGUCCAGCUGUGGCGGCUCCCGGGAUGCCAUGAGUUCUUGGCUGCUCUUGGUUUUGAUCUCUGUGAAGUGGGUCAGGAAGAAGUCAUCCUGAAGACGGGGAAGCAAGCCAACCGACGGACCAUGCACUUUGCGCUGCAAGCCCUGCUGUCCCUCUUCGAUUCCACAGAGCUCCCCAAGCGCCUCAGCCUUGACAGCUCGUCCUCCUUGGAGUCCCUGGCGUCAGCACAGUCUGUGUCCAAUGCCCUGCCCCUGGGGUACCAGCACCCCCCGUUCUCUCCCACAGGGGUGGACAGCAUCGCCUCUGAUGCCAUCUCUGUAUACAGCCUGAGCUCUAUUGCCUCCUCCAUGAGCUUCAUCUCCAAACCUGAGGGUGGCUCGGAGGGCGGGGGUCCCCGAGGACCCAAGACUGUGUAUCCACAGCGUGCAACCCUGCCACGGCGCCAGCUGUCCCCCCAGGCCCGGCCUGCUGGCGGCGACAAAGAAGAGGAAGAGUACGAGGGCUUCUCCAUCAUCAGCACAGAGCCCCUGGAUCCCAAGCAGCCCCGAGGAGGCGUGAAGGUCUCUGUCAGCUCCAAGGGGAGCAUCAGCACCCCGAACUCCCCUGUGAAGAUGACUCUGAUCCCCAGCCCCAACUCCCCCUUCCAGAAAGUAGGCAAGCUGGCCAGCUCGGACACAGGUGAGUCGGACCAGUCCAGCACAGAGACGGACAGCACUGUGAAGUCCCAGGAGGAGAGCGCCAAGCUGGACCCCCAGGAGCUGGCCCAAAGGAUCCUGGAGGAGACCCAGAGCCACCUCCUGGCGGUGGAGCGGCUGCAGAGGAGUGGGGGCCCUGAGCGGGAGGAGGGCGGUGUGGUGCCCAGCAGCACCACCGUCUUCCGAGCAUCAGAAACCAGCGCCUUCAGCAGGCCCGUCCUUUCCCACCAGAAGAGCCAGGCAUCCCCUGUCACCACCAAGCCAAAGCCCCCAGCCCGGAGCUCCUCCCUCCCCAAGGUGAGCUCGGGAUACAGCAGCCCUGCGCCCUCGGAGUCGUCCAGCAAGGAGCAGAGCCUGGCCAGCGGCCGCCCAUCACCCAGCUGCGACACCCCAGCGUCUCUGUCAGAGCCACCACUCUUCAGACUCAAGUACCCCAGCUCUCCAUACAGUGCUCACAUUUCCAAGUCACCCCGGAAUGUGUCCCCCUGCUCAGGACACCAGUCCCCCGCGGGCAGCGCUCCGUCCCCAGCACUCUCCUACUCCUCCACAGGCUCCGCCCGCUCCAGCCCAGCCGACGCCCCCGACACAGACAAGCGGAAGCUGGGGGCCAUCGACAAGAAGGUGCAGGCCGUGCACAACCUGAAGAUGUUCUGGCAGAGUGCUCCCCAGCAUCCCCCUGGCCCCAUGAGAAUAUUCCAUGGGGCGCCAGGCACCAUGACAUCCAGGAGAGAUGUCCUCAGCCUGCUCAACCUUUCACCCCGGCACAAUAAGAAGGAGGAGGGUGUGGACAAACUGGAGCUCAAGGAGCUGUCUCUGCACCCAUGCAAUGAGGUGCCCCCCAAAGUCCCUGCCAAUGGCCACUGGUGCCCCGAAACCUCGUCACUGCCCAGCGGGCCUCCCAUGGCAGCCCUCCCUCGCCCCCGGAGACUGCCCACCACCAACGGCUACAAGUUCCUGUCCCCAGGGCGCUUCUUCCCCUCCUCCAAGUGCUAAGCUCUCUCUGCACCCCGACACACACAGCACACAUCGGGCUCCUGCUUCCUCGGCCUCCCCUGCUCCCGCCGGCCUCCCGCCCAGCGCGGGCCAGCCGCACUCAGACUGGCCCACUGGGCACUGCCAUGCCACAAGCCACAAAUCCUGCUCAUGGCUCCUGUGGGCCAUAUUUGCCAAAAGCCAGGACGUGGGUGGGGUGGUGCCAGAGCUCACAGCACUUCUCCCCAACUUGGCCAAAUGUUUACCAUGGAGUGCUCACUUCUCAUGUUUGGUGUGAUUUCACAAAAGGAUUCUGUAUGCGUGGACACGAUCUGGGGUGGAGAGGGGAGGCACACAUGUUUUGCUACAAGGUCUACAUGAGUCUUUUAUACACAGAAGUACUAAAGCUUUUUUAAGGCUUCAGGUGCUGGGGGGUGGGAGUGGGUUUACAUAAAAUCUAAGUUGAAUUCUACAUGAAAGUUUUAUCUUAGCCAAAACCAGAAUGAUGGUGGUUAAAAUGCCAAUGACUGUAACUAAAUUGUAGUGACUUUGGUCUCCUGGUAUUGGAAGCCCACAAUGCAAUAAUUCACCUCCAAAUGCUUCAGCUGCGCUGCGCUGGCCCGGUGCAGCCACACUUGAAUCUUCUCUAACUUACACAGGCAUCUUAGAACUAUGCAACUGAGACUUAAAAUGCAACUUUGUGCUUUUAAACCAUUACUGACCUUUUUUGUACAUGGACAAACAUCUUGUUUCUUAUCAAUAGAACUUUACAAUUUAUAGCUAUUAUUUUUAAAAGCUCAAAAAGGUUUUUACAACAUCAACUUUUGAAUACACAUCCACAAGCAAUUAUCAAGUUUUGGGGGAAAUGACUAAAAUUAUUGUUUCCUUAUUGAGGAGAAAAAAGGAAAGAAAAGGUGCCAUGGUUAGCUAGACUGCUGCAGAACCUCACCUCCGCUCCGGUCUUGUCUACCCGCAACUGGUUUGUACCCCGUUUCCCAGCCCAGGCCCCAAACACCUCCAUCCUAGGAACAAGUAACUUAUUUAAAUAAGGAAAUGAAAUACUGAGAAUCACAGAGCACCCAACCUUUAGCUAACUCUACCUGUCAGAUGCUUGCAUCCUCUAUGGGGCACACCCAGGACCCUG